GAUAUAGAAAACAUGGACAAUUCUGUCAGUCACUUCAUCCUCUUGGGCUUCCUCUCCAGCCAGGAGAUACAGAUGGUCUACUUUAUGGUGUUCUCAGUAACCUACAUGCUAACAUUAAUGGGAAAUGCAGCUAUUGUCUGUGCUGUGCUCUGGGAUCGGCACCUCCAUACUCCUAUGUACAUACUUUUGGGGAAUUUCUCCUUCCUAGAGAUCUGCUAUGUCACCACAACUGUUCCCAACAUGUUGGCCAAUUUCCUUUCUGAGACCAAGAUCAUCACCUUUAUUGGUUGCUUUGUACAAUUUUAUUUCUUCUUCUCUUUUGGCUGUGAUGAAGGCUUCUAUCUUUGUAUCAUGGCAUUUGAUAGGUACCUUGCUAUCUGUCGUCCACUACACUACCCAACCAUCAUGACUACACAUCUCUGCACUAGUUUGGUGGCCUUUGGCUGGGUGGGUGGCUUUGUCCUCUUUAUAAUUCCAGUUGCUCUCAUCUCACAGUUGUCCUAUUGUGGCUCAAACAUCAUUGAUCACUUCAUAUGUGAUCCUGUCCCAUUGAUGGCCCUUUCAUGUUCCAAAUCCCAUACCACAAAGAUCAUUUAUUCUAUGUUCAAUAUUAUCUUUAUGGGUGGUACUUUUCUGUUCAUCCUCAUCUCUUAUGCUUUAGUCAUUUUUUCUGUGCUGCGGAUUCCCUCUGCUGCUGGCAAACGUAAGGCCUUCUCCACGUGUGCUUCACAUCUUACUGUAGUGACAUUAUUCUUUGGCUCCGUUAUGACAAUGUAUGUGCGGCCAGGAUCAGAGAAGCCAUUAGAAUUCCAGAAAGUUGUGACACUGUUUUAUUCAGUUAUCACUCCCCUCCUCAACCCUUUGAUCUACAGUCUCCGAAACAAAGAUAUGAAGGCAGCUCUGUGGAAAGUUUUGGUGACUAAAAAAACUUCUCACAAGACAUGA
Messenger RNA from Trichosurus vulpecula (common brushtail), 945 nucleotides. Its product is annotated as olfactory receptor 11G2-like. NCBI's taxonomy places the organism in Eukaryota, Metazoa, Chordata, Mammalia, Diprotodontia, Phalangeridae. Bases 13 to 945 code for a protein of 310 amino acids. Gene Ontology annotation, molecular function: olfactory receptor activity; G protein-coupled receptor activity. The record is from RefSeq and is a predicted model, not a curated record. Gene Ontology annotation, cellular component: membrane. The transcript has a single exon. Gene Ontology annotation, biological process: G protein-coupled receptor signaling pathway.